CGUCUAUGAGCCGAGGAGGCGUCUUCCUCCACAUCAUUGGCCUGAAUGGUCUCGUCUACGACAGUAAAACCAAUCUCUGUUAUGUUUUCAACUACUUGUACUCGCUUAUUUUCUUUCAAAACAUAUGUAGUAAACUAAAGAAAAAGAAUUCGAAAUAUUGGCAGUAGCGCUGGUACUGCAAGACAUGUCGAACUUUAAUUGUUAUACAUAAAAAAUUAUUUUGGACGAGUGGUAG
Rhizopus microsporus ATCC 52813 is the source of this 235-nucleotide messenger RNA. RefSeq lists its product as uncharacterized. Bases 6 to 167 code for a protein of 53 amino acids. The record is from RefSeq and is a predicted model, not a curated record. NCBI's taxonomy places the organism in Eukaryota, Fungi, Mucoromycota, Mucoromycetes, Mucorales, Rhizopodaceae. The transcript has a single exon.